This is a messenger RNA of Castor canadensis (American beaver), 5606 nucleotides long. NCBI's taxonomy places the organism in Eukaryota, Metazoa, Chordata, Mammalia, Rodentia, Castoridae. The record is from RefSeq and is a predicted model, not a curated record.
ACCCAGCAGUUCUAAACCCAGCAUACUUCCUUGUGUCUGCUUGUGCUGUUCUCUCAUUUUCUCUUCCCUUUUUCUCUUGGUUAACUCGUAUUCACCCUUAAAACCUCUGCUUUGCCGAGCGUGGUGCAACUGUAAUCCCAGCUCUCGGCAGGCUGAGACAGAAGGAUAGCAAGUUCGAGGCCAGCUUGGGCUAUAGCGACACCCUGUCUCAAGGAACCAAAAACUGCUCUGACAUCAAUCUUCCAGGAGGGAGCAUUGGCAGUUGCUGGGUAAUUUGAAGACUACUGUGGAGGGUUUGGUGUCAGCCAACUGCCCCAAUGUUUGGUCCAAAUAUGGUGGCCUGGAACGGCUUUGCAGGGACAUGCAGAGCAUUCUCUAUCAUGGGCUCAUCCAUGACCAGGUAUGUUGCCGCCAGACAGAUUACUGGCAAUUUGUGAAAGACAUCCGAUGGCUCAGUCCCCACUCAGCCCUUCAUGUUGAGAAGUUCAUCAACCUGCAUGAGAAUGGCCAAGACAACACUGAUGGUGUGAGUGAACAUGCUGUUGCAGAGUUGUGGCUGCAGCACAGCUUGCAGUGCCACUGCCUCUCAGCCCAGCUCCGGCCUCUGCUCGGGGAUAGACAGUAUAUCAGAAAAUUCUACACAGAAACUGCUUUCCUGCUAAGUGACGCCCAUGUCACAGCCAUGCUCCAAUGCCUGGAGGCAGUGGAACAGAACAAUCCCCGCCUCCUGGCUCAGAUUGAUGCAUCUAUGUUUGCCAGAAAGCACGAGAGCCCAUUGCUGGUGACAAAGAGCCAGAGCCUGACAGCUUUGCCCAGUUCCACAUACACCCCUCCAACCAGCUAUGCUCAGCAUUCCUACUUUGGGUCUUCUUCUAGCCUCCACCAAUCUGUACCCAACAACAGCUCAGACAGAAGAUCUACUUCCUUUUCACUCUCCGGUCCUCCCCAGAAACCACAAGAAAUCAGAGGACAUUUCUCACCAGCAGAAGAUCAAACCAUCCAAGCUCCUCUGCUUUCAGACUCUGCACUAGCCCAGGAUUCUCCAUCAACCCCAAUUGAGAUGAGCUCCAGCACUCUGACAAGCCCCAUAGAGGCAUCCACUGUCAGCAGCCAGAAUGAUUCCACAAGUGAUGCCAGUGAGGGGCCUGAAUACCUGGCCAUCGGCAACCUGGACCCCCACAGCCGGACUGGCAGCUGUCAGAGUCACAGCAGCAAUGCUGAGAGUUGCAGCUCUAAUUUGUUCUCCUCUAGCAGCUCUCAGAAACCAGAUUCUGUUGCUUCUUCCUUAGGGGACCAAGAGGAAGGUAGGCAGAGCCAGCUAUCCAGUAUCCUCCGCAGGUCCAGCUUCUCAGAAGGGCAGACAGUCACUGUCACCAAUGGGACAAAGAAGAGUCAUAUUCGCUCACACUCAGAUACCAACAUUGCCUCCAGAGGAGCCCCAGAGAGUGGCCAGUACCUGUGCUCAGGAGAAGGCAUGUUCCGAAGACCAUCAGAAGGACAGUCCCUCAUCAGCUACCUCUCUGAGCAAGACUUCGGCAGCUGUGCAGACCUGGAAAAGGAGAACGCUCAUUUCAGCAUCUCAGAGUCUUUGAUUGCUGCCAUCGAGCUAAUGAAAUGCAACAUGAUGAGCCAGUGCCUGGAAGAGGAGGAAGUAGAGGAGGAAGACAGUGAUAGAGAGAUUCAGGAAUUGAAGCAGAAGAUCCGCCUUCGGCGCCAACAGAUUCGUACCAAGAACCUGCUCCCUGCGUACCAGGAAACUGAGCAUGGGAGCUUUCGAGUUACUUCCAGCAGCUCCCAGUUUAGUUCUCGUGAUUCUGCACAGUUCUCUGACUCUGGCUCUGCUGAUGAGGUUGAUGAACUUGAAAUCCAAGAUGGUAGCGAAGGAUCUAACCUGACUCACAUGUCAAAGAAUGGACUCUCAGUGUCAAUGGCCUCGAUGUUCUCAGAUGCUGACAUCAGAAGGAGCACAGCCUCAAAUAGCAAACCCUCCAUUUCCUCCCAGUCCUUCUCCCAUUGCUUCCUGCACUCCACAUCUGCUGAGGCUGUGGCUAUGGGGCUCCUGAAGCAGUUUGAGGGGAUGCAGCUUCCAGCUGCCUCAGAGCUAGAGUGGCUAGUCCCAGAGCACGAUGCCCCUCAAAAGCUUCUGCCUAUCCCUGACUCACUGCCCAUCUCACCAGAUGAUGGGCAGCAUGCAGACAUCUAUAAGCUGCGUAUCCGUGUUCGUGGCAACCUGGAGUGGGCGCCACCCCGGCCCCAAAUAAUAUUUAAUGUUCAUCCAGCUCCAACGAGGAAGAUUGCUGUGGCCAAGCAGAAUUACCGCUGUGCAGGAUGUGGUAUCCGGACUGACCCUGAUUAUAUCAAGCGUCUGAGGUACUGUGAGUACUUGGGCAAGUACUUCUGUCAGUGCUGCCAUGAGAAUGCCCAGAUGGUCAUUCCCAGCCGGAUUCUGCGCAAGUGGGACUUCAGCAAGUACUACAUCAGCAAUUUCUCCAAGGACCUGCUCUUUAAGAUCUGGAACGAUCCUCUCUUCAAUGUGCAGGACAUCAACAGUGUUCUCUAUAGGAAAGUUAAGCUGCUCAAUCAAGUCCGGCUACUGCGGGUCCAGUUGUAUCACAUGAAGAACAUGUUUAAGACAUGCCGACUAGCCAAAGAGCUUCUGGAUGCCUUUGAUGCAGUCCCAGGCCAUUUAACAGAGGAUCUCCACCUGUACUCGCUGAAUGAUCUGACUGCAACCAAGAAGGGCGAGCUGGGGCCCCGGCUUGCCGAGCUUACCAGGGCAGGGGCUGCCCAUGUAGAACGAUGCAUGCUCUGCCAAGCCAAGGGCUUCAUCUGUGAAUUCUGUCAGAAUGAGGAUGACAUCAUCUUCCCUUUUGAGCUCCAUAAGUGCCGGACCUGUGAUGAGUGUAAAGCAUGCUAUCAUAAAGCUUGUUUCAAGUCUGGAAGUUGUCCCCGGUGUGAGCGGCUGCAGGCCCGGCGGGAAUUACUGGCCAAGCAGAGCCUCGAGUCCUGCAUGACAGACUAUGAGGAGGAACCCACCGAAGCUUUGGCCCUAGAAGCCACCGUCCUGGAGACCACCUGAAGAAAGUGCAUUCAGCCCUCUGUCAAGGGGCUAGGGUCACACAUGAUGCAGAACUGAGCCACCCUUUCAAGGACUUUCCUCACUUGGGGCUUUUUUCUUUUUUUAGUUAUUGUCAUUUUUUUUUUUAAUGACUUGUCUGUUGUCCAGGUAUAGUCAACCUUUGUCAGGUUGAUGGGUCCAGUCUGUUGUGACAGGUAUUUUCAGGCACCAGGUAUUACCAUCAGAACCAACACAUGGGUCCUUAAGUGAGGUUUUGAGUGCCUCUGUCAGUUGAUGAACAGUAAGACCUAAUUCUUCUGACAUCCAUGGCCUUUUCUACUUAGGACGGGAUCUGGUUGCCACUGCAUCUCAAAUAUCAUUUCCACUUUUGUUUUAGUUUCAGAGCUUCUGAGCCACGUCUUUCUCAACCAACUCUUUUCUCCUUUGCUGCUAAAACAGGGAUGGAGUUUUCUCUCUCCCAACCUGAAAUAGGGUCAGAGUUCCCUGAGGAGAAGCAGCAGAGAAUGGGGCUGCAUCCUGGGCAUUCCACUCAGCUUAUUGAGGGACUUGAGAGCCAUAAGAACAGAAUCAUUACUGUCCUAGAAUCUUUAGAGACCUCAAGGAGGUAGCCACAACUUCCCUGAGUGAAAUAUUCUAGGCAUAGAUGAUAGCAGAAGCUGAUUUUAUGUACUCUGGUGGGUCUGAAGCAAAGAACAGGCUUAGGACAAGCCCAUUUGUAGCCAGAACCACAAACAUAAGUGAGGCUACAACUGUUGCUUAAGGAACAUUUAUUCAGUUAGAGGAGCUGUCAGCCUCUUGGGUAUUCAGGUCUCUUACUUAACCUAGAUCUUGGGUGAAGGUAUUGUCUUUCAAGCUCAGGCAAGUCCCUGGUGCCAUCCUAAGGUGAAGACAGAAACCUCACCCACCAUCUUAUUAGUGGGUGCCUUACUAUUCUUCCUAUGAGAUGGCCACUGUGGUUCUGACUAAAGGUAAGGCCCAACUCCAUUCUCUGUCCCCUUCCUACAACAGAGCUGGGAUCUUCCCUGGUGACUGAUCUCUUGCCUUAGUUUCUUUUCUCAAAGUUGGGGAAAAACCUUCCUGUUAUUAGUAGUGUUAGAGAACUUGACAAUUUGUGAAUGUGAAUAUUCCUGCUUUCUUGAGAAAACAAGAGCCUUUAUGCCAAUUAUGCACUUAACUCCUUAUGUAGCCUGGUACUGUAUAUUCAAUCAUCCUUUUCAUAUUACUAAUUUUAACAUACUCUCCCAUACUUUAAUAUGUAUUUUGAUGGGAAAAGUUCUUGAAUGGGACCAGAGGUAUGUUUGUGGUGUUCUUUAAGUCACUAUAGCUCCUAAUCUCUAUGUAAAACACUGGUCAGGGUCACUUUUCCAAGGGCUGGCAGCUCUGUGAACUAAAGCCCACAGCAUUCUCAUUCUGGAAUUGACUUCUUCCUGUAUUACCUGUCUUCCCAUAGUUGGUUGCUAGUAGAAAAAAUUUGCCUUGGGUGCUGCCCCUAGAAGCCAAAUAGAAAGUUGCACAUGGUUGGUGGAAGCUGACAAGUACCUGAGCUGGAGGUAACAAGGAGUCUCACAAGGAAGUGAGAGAGGCAUUGAGGCAAUAGCCAGAGCUGAGGCUUUACCAGAGCAAGAGGGAGCAUGUAGGAACUGGUUCAUGGUGUUGGUUGCUCUGUGGCACACAUGGGUUCUGAAGGCUACAUUGAACUGGAAGACUAGGGCUAUUCUCCUUUCAGUUCAUGGUGAAGCUCUGAAAGCCAAGGCCUAGCACCGUUUUGAAGGGCUGACUAGACGCUCUCUUGUCCCUUUAAGACAAGGAAUGACCCCACAAAACUCAAGUCUCACAAAGGCUUCAGACUUGAGUUUGUAGAAGUGGUGAGCUCUACUUCCAGUUUUGGUUUAAAUUUUGAAUCUUUACUCCAAAUCACUAUACUGGAGGAGAGACAUACUCUCUGUGGUUCAAAACUGAACUCAACAAUCAUAUUACAUGCUCCUGGUUUUUUACGAUUUUUCCUCACCACUCCACCCUACCCCCCAUCCCUUUAGAUUGCAUAUGUUUAAGUGCCCCGAUACUAGGCUGUCAUCACCAUCCAUAUGUCCACUUAUUUAUUUAUUUGAGAAUGGGGAAGAGAGGGAAGAGGAGAGAUGUUUUGAAAGCACUUUGCAACUUAGCAGUAUCUAAGAACCCCCUGCUGUUGUGGGGAUAAGCUUCUUAAUGCACUGAAGAGUUCCUUCUAAAUGACAUUGGAGGGGAGAAGUGUUCUUUUCUAAAUAUAAAGGGAAGGAAACCUUUGCUUACAAGGUGGAGACAAGAUUCAAGACACUGCAGAUGAGUGGAAGGCAAACAUUUUCCACUUAAAUGAGGCUGUUAUUGACUUUCUCUGCCAAGAUUUUAAGAGUUUUUGUUGAAUUAACACGAAAGGAGCAAGAGUCCAAAUAGAGGUGCUCCAUGUGUGUACAUGUCAUGUUUUGAACUGGAUUUCCACUUGCUGUAAUUCUUUCACAGCCUAGCAGUUCAUGGUCACCAUUAAUAAACU